AUGGUCCAUCGCAAAGAGUUUCGCGUCUGGAUGGAGACAGAAGCUUCUUGUCUCUUGUGGAUUGACGGCUACCAAGUUCCCCACCGUCCUAGCUGGACAACGGGCUUUGCACUUAAUGUCAUUCGAGCCGCCAUGGUAAACGGUCACGAUACCCUGUACUAUUUCGGAAGCCUCCAUCAAGACAAAAUGCAACCUCGUGCCCUUGUUCAGAGCCUCUUGUUCCAUUUACUGCAGCGGUUUCCUACAAUUCUCUCGCAUGGCGAUCCCGAACUUUUUAGUGCAGAGAUUUUCUUGGCAGCAAAGUCCAGCCUCGACUUAUCCUGGAGAAUAUUUCUGGAGUGCCUUCGCCUGCUCCCAUCAACUGUUGUGUAUCUUAUCGUGGAAGGCAUUGAUCACGUUCACAUGUCGGAUGUUGGAAAUGACUUUCAAAGUCUACUAACCCAGUUUAAAUCACUUUCAACCUCUGGCGACUUUGAAGACAAACUGGUCAAGGUGUUUUUAACCUCGGUACGGCCAAAUGCCGGUUUCGACAUAGUGUUCCCAAGUCAUGAGAUGAAGGUAAACCAGGUCGACAAUAACGUUCUAAUUCGUGUACCGCAUGCUGUUUCUCGAAGUCGUAAGGUAUACACAAAACAAAGGCCCAGAAAGACUCCAUCUGCUUGUGAAAUCCCCCCAGCACCGGACCUGCAUCUCCCGGGGGUAUCUAAUUCCGAGGUACCCAGGAUGGACGAUUUUGCCCCCAGUGAUGACGAUCGAAGUGAACGGCCAACUGAAAUUGACUCUGACAGCGAUUUUGACAUAUUCAGUGAAAAGCCUAGAAAUAUGAAACAAGCGGCUGGAGGCAGAGAUGCAAUACCACAGGAAAUUUGGAAGAGUGAAAAUAAAUCUUUCGGAUUUCCAAACUCACAUGCAAAUACACUGCUGACCGAAGAUGUGGAUGGAUCAGAUUCUGGAAGCUCAUUCGUCAUUUUUGACACGCAAUCGCCAUCGGCCAAGAUGAAGCUAUCUGGGAGUCAAUCAUCAGACUUUGCUCCAUCCGACAGUGAUAUAAUAUAG
Molecule: messenger RNA, 1056 nt
Organism: Trichoderma aggressivum f. europaeum
Lineage: Eukaryota; Fungi; Ascomycota; Sordariomycetes; Hypocreales; Hypocreaceae
Exons: 1
Coding region: 1-1056 (351 amino acids)
Source: RefSeq, a predicted model, not a curated record